Messenger RNA from Hypoxylon fragiforme, 6183 nucleotides. RefSeq lists its product as uncharacterized. Lineage: Eukaryota; Fungi; Ascomycota; Sordariomycetes; Xylariales; Hypoxylaceae. The coding region runs from base 221 to 5869 and encodes 1882 amino acids. Gene Ontology annotation, molecular function: protein binding. The record is from RefSeq and is a predicted model, not a curated record. The transcript has a single exon.
UGCCCCACGCUUCAUAUUGUCAACACAACGCACUCAACUCCACAUUCGACAUUCGAUUCGCGACUCGAUAAGCCACAGUCCACCACAGCCCUAUAUUAUUACUCUAACCAGGUCUACUGAAGCAAUCAUUGUGAUCGCAUAAUCACCAGGAUCUUGGUUAUAUGGAUGCUCGCCGGUGUUGACGCAUCGCGUGUAGACCAAGACAUAUAUUUUGCCCUCUAUGGCUCAAGCUUGGCUUGACUCGCUUUCUGAGGAUUGGGUGUCCCAGCCCCGAUCAGAUCCUCGAUCCGAUAUCUCGCUAGAACAGUCGCAGUCGCAGUCGCAGUCGCCUAGUCGACCAAAUACAUCUACAACCAGUGCGAACGGCAGAAGUCCGCGCGUGAGUCGCAUUCCACGGUUUAAUCCUGCGAAUGUAUCAGCAACAAAAAAGGUGCACCCAUCCGCGCAUAACAGCAGUUCCAUUCAAAUCCUAAGCGAACGAACCAUGAACGAUAUUAAUAUCCGAAAAUCACAGCCUGGUCCAUCCAAACUUAUUCAAGAAUCUAGAUCCUCCCAACAAGGACGCCAUCCCAGCCGAUCUGCAUCUGCGUCCACCACUGCCUCCGUCGUACAUAACACUGUCCAACAGAACAAAUCGCAGAGCAGUUCCCCUUCGAAAACGAGAGAAAAUGUACCCGAAUGGAAGAGACGGUUGAUUUAUGGCGAAUUGAACUAUGGCGAGUCUAAGGAUCUAUUUAGCUCGGCAGGGACUGGUCUGGAGAAUAUAUUCCGACCACCAAUGGCGCAAGAGCCCACAGAAGAUGAGACCAUUGAGAACAGAGAGGUUGGCAUUAAUGAUACUACGCUACCCUCAAGCCCUCCGCCCUACUUGAGGCGCAUACACGAGACCCGCCAAGACGAAAGCUUCGAACCAUCCGCCAACGAGUCGCUAAUGCCGCGCUCUCCAUCUCGCAAGAAAUUUCUAUUUCGAAGGACAGAAGCAGAUGCCGACCAGUCAAGCAGAAUUCAAUCACGGCUGCCAUCAAAUGAGUAUCGUCAUGGCCAAGGGAAGGAAACGAAUGGGUUAGGUGAGAGAUCUGCCAUGUCUCUCAACUGCAAUAGUGGCCUCGAUGAGUCGCGAAAAGUGAGUGGGCAAAGCGUCGUGCGAAAUGAGGAUCUUAGUCCAAUUUUAUUAUCGCGUCACAAUUCUGGAGAUGGAAAAGUGAGCUUUGCCCCGGUUGAGCUUCCAGCGGAACAGCUGCGCAAGCGUUUGGAGAAUUUGAGACAAAACCAGAUGGUGUUGGACUCAGAACCCGAAAGUUAUUUGACUCCAGAACCGGCUAUUACUACGGAUGGCACUCCAAAAGUCGACAGUACGGAUGAAUUCGUAAAAAAUGGUGGAUAUCUAAAUACUCGGCGGGGUGGACGCUCAGCAGAGGGGUCUUUUCGCCAACGUCCCCUAAGUCCACCACUGAACACAGACACAUCGGAAAUGCUUCCAGAAUCAUCGCUUCAGGCCAGCACUCCUAAACAGUUUCCAACUGUUAGAGUACAACGUGUUGCGUCAGCUGAUAGAAUAGAGGACCCGGAAACUCCCCUGAACCUCAAAGUACCUCGUGCUCCUCAUCCAAGUCCCGAGAAGCGUAUUCCUGAGAAACGCAUUCAACCGUCAUCGAGCCAAGGCGGCAGCCCUUUGAAGCUUUUUGGUCCGUAUGAUACAUUUACUAACCAAACUCUUCUUCGUCGCAUAAGUCAAUUUGAGGACCAGAUGACGGAGGACCCUUCGCGCUCAAGACUAGAUGAUACUAUUGCUUCACCAAUGGAAUCGUCCCCUUCCAAAUCGGAAACGAACAAAAGCUUCAUAACAGAGUCUACUCCGAGAAAAGCGGCGCGAGCCGAUUUUGAUUAUCCAGAUCACCUUGAAAACGUUAGCUUCUUCGGAGCAGGAGAGCUCGAUGGAUACGAGUUCAACGAAGAGAUCACUCAAAACUCUAUUGAUUACUCGCAAUUCACAAAUAAGGAAAACAUGGCGCCCGCAGACGACUCGUUGCGACCUACUCACUUUAUCAAGUUUCCAUUCUACCAAGGUCUUUCAUUCCAGGAAAACCCCCCCUUUGUGCAGCGCCGCCGUCACAAACCAUCAGGGUCUUCCUUCUCUCAUCGACGUAGCAUGGGCCUAACCAGGUUUUCUGGUAGCACAAGAGCACAUAGUUCCACGCAUCCUAAUGGAUUGAAUGGUGGAUUCGAGUUUAUAACGAAGAGAGAAAGCUCGGAUGGUAAGAGGCCGCGGACCUCGCCGUCCAAGGAUCCCACGCCGAAAAGGAGAAGGACAUUACAUCGAUCAGAUAUUGCGUAUGGAUUAGAAGAUCAGGUUGUAGGGAUAGAGUCGGUCCAGUCAUCACACCGAACUAUGCAAUCAGUCAUUGCGAGGAAACGACAGCUUUCUAACCAAAACCAAUUACAAGACGCGAAUUCAAGGUAUCUUGCGACACGCCAGGUUCUUCGACCACGUUCACCAACUCCCAGUCACAGGUUAUCAAUAGCGCAUGAAAGAUAUCCACUUGCGAAUCUUCAUUACGAUCCAGAUCAUCAAAAUGGCGAGUCGGAUACAUCCGGUCAAGACUUUGCUGUUGACGGAUCAGGAAGGACAUCCAUGAAAACCCAAGAUUUUUUCGACGCCGCAGAAGAAAUCAUGGCGAUGAUUCGCAACAAGGCGCGCCCUCGUAAUGAUCUUAGCAGUGUAGAAGAAUCCGAAGCUGAAAGUGCCGAACAGCGGAGUUCAACCCCAAGAGGCGGAAACGAAAGCUCAUUCCAGGAGUCAACCAAGGAACCGUUUUCACGACCCCCGAGCCGGGAAGGACCUCCCAUCCUUAAUAUUCCAACUCGCCAAGAGGACCCGGAGCUGGUUGACAGGCUAAGGCAGUACGAGGAACGUAGCGACCUUGGAGAGAUCAUUAGCAAUUCGAUGAAUUCGAUGGGACAGAUUAGAGAGGCUAUCCACAAGGCUAAUAGCCUUAGUGAGUCUCUCCGACAAAGUGUCAGGUCCAGCAAAACGUGGGAUGAUUCUCCAGAGGAGCAAGAUGUCGUUAGCGACUUGUCAAAUGUGAGAAUCUCGCGCAACCCAGACUUCCACGAUCCUGUCGAGGAUACCAUGGAAUAUCCUACGAACGGGACACGCUCUUCCGAAGGCUCCACGAAUCACUCUUUCCCUACAGCCUCUUCUCAGAGAUCUGAUUCAAGGAAACUCAUCGUCCCGGAUGUUGUCACUCCUCUCAUUGGCAACCAGGUCGGUAAUAUGGUGUUUGAUAAAGAAACCAACAGAUGGUACAAGGUCAAAGAGCCAAGACCUACUUCACGUGGUGGGAACAUCCUUCCGUCGGAAGAUAGUGAGGAUCCGUUCGCUAGUAUUCCGGAUCUUUCGGUCGAUAUAGACAGAGAGACAGAGAACCUAGCGAUACCAACGAGACAAAAUUCCGUAGAAAAUGAACAAUCCAUGGAGGAAGGGGUGCGACAAGGGCCCUCAUCGAAACCAUCUGCCGUUGUGUUAGAUUUCAUGGAAGUUAGGAAUAUGAUGAGUCAAACCAAGGGAAGGUUCAAAAGAAUGAGGCAGACCAUGACAGAGACUGCAGUCGAAGAUGAUGAAGAGAUUGAGCAUGAGAUAUCGAUACACGAAGACCGUAUGCAACAGUCAACUUCCCCGUCACGACGAAGGAAUCUCACCAUCUCAUUUUCUUCCCCCAUUGCUUCUGUCAUACAAGACACGACCCAUCAAUCAGAUGAAGACAAUAUUGGCCAGGAACCCGAUCUUCCGAUGGAAUCGGUUGAGCAAGCGGAGUAUGAACCUCCAAGACGCGGACGGCAAUCCAAGCCGUCAAGAUCUGCUGGUAAAUCGACUACGAAGCCAACUACCAAACCGAGAUCUCGAAGCCGUUCCAGAAAGAAUUUAUCUGCCAAAGGGCGGGAAUUUGUGCCGCGACCGGUGUCACGUAUCGACGAACAAGACGAGGACUUGACUGGAGAACAAUCGGCAUCUGAGCAGCAGAUUAGUCUUCGCGGAGAAUCGAGUCUGAUAUGCGCGGAAGAUGAUGAUAAAUGCAACAAUACUAGCUUGAGCGUGGUGGUGACUACACCAUCGCCCGUAAAUCAUGCUGCGACCCCGAUUAUCGGGCAAUACGUUGGCACCUUGUCAUUGAGUCCUCUAUCUGACUUUACCAUGCACCAGGCCGAUCAAUCAUGCGGCCUGGAGGUUAGCUAUGUCGUAGGAGACCGUUAUCUUGCCACCGGGGAUGGCUCCAAGAAGAUUAUGUCCAAAGCUAUCCAGAAUCUCGUGGAGAAGAUUACGGAGGUUGAGCCAUUCGAGCCCGAUUGGGAGUGUAUGGAUGAACUGGAUAUCAACAACAAGCAGCUCACGACACUCCAUAUGCUGGAUGAGUUUUGUACGGGUGUUGUUACACUCAACGCAUCAAAUAAUUCCAUCGAGCAUUUGGACGGUGUGCCCGAAUGCGUCCGAAACUUGCGGAUUACCCACAAUCACCUCUCCGAGUUGACGGCUUGGGGCCAUCUGAUGAAUCUGCAAUAUGUCGAUGUGUCUCACAACCAGAUCGGUAGUCUGAACGCCUUUAAAGACUUGGUUCACCUACGUAGUCUUCGCGCCGAUCACAAUCAAAUUACCAGUCUAGACGGUAUCAAGAUGCACGACAGCUUGCAAGUCCUUCGCGCCAGGGGUAAUCUUCUUCGUGACGUCAACCUUGACGGCACCAAGAUGCAACGCCUAACUGAGCUAGACUUGGAAAACAACCAGAUCAGCUCUAUUCACGGCAUCGAGCAGCUCUCCUGUCUCGUCACGCUCAACCUACAAAACAACGACUUGCCGUCGUUUGGUCCUAGCAUGGAUGUCCCAAUCUCUAAUCUCAAAUACUUGAACCUCUCGAACAACGACUUGACGACCGUGGAUAUGUCACUAUUCCCUUCACUUCGGCUCCUGCACGCAGACCGCAACCAAAUAGUCAGUCUGACAGGCUUCUCUCGCUGCCGCCGCCUCGACAGCCUCUCACUUCGCGAGCAGCGUGGUGAUACUCCCCUUGACGCCUCAUUCCUCAACGCCGCGUUCGAGGUCCGAAAGCUUUUCCUCUCGGGUAAUCUCCUCGCAUCCUUUGAACCUUCCGUCGACUUUCUCAACCUCCAGUUGCUCGAGUUGGCCAACUGUGGUCUCGAGCGUCUGCCCGCGGAUCUUGGACAGCUGAUGCCAAACUUACGCGUGCUCAACCUGAAUAUGAAUGCGCUCGAGGAUGUUUCGGCCCUACGGUUUAUCCCGCGAUUGAAGAAGCUUCUCCUAGCUGGAAACAGACUCGCGAACCCGGCAGACGUCGCGGAUACUCUGGCUGGCUUCCCGCACUUAGCACGGCUAGAUCUCCGUGACAACCCCGCAACGCAGGGCUUCUACGCCCCGGUCCAAGCACUCGUGUCUACGGACGCAAACGGAAAGGGGGGAAUCGACCCAUUCGUCUUACCGGACGCAGACCCAGAACGCGACGCGCAGUUCGCGAGCCGCUCCGACAUGGGCACGCGCAUGCGCCGGCGCUUCUUCGAGAUGGUCGUCCGCGACCGGUGUCCGCGCGUUAAGAUGCUCGACGGCCUUCCGGUGUCCGCAGGCGGUGGCCCCACCAAGAAGCGUGACAAGGUCUGGGAUGCCCUCGUUAAGACCGGCGUCGUCCAGGACUUGGAAACGGGGAUUGAGGCGCAGAUGGAAGCUGUGGAGAUUGAUGGGGACGAGAAGAAGAAGAAGAAGGAUGAUAAAAGGAAGAUGAAGAAUAAGAAUCAGAAAAAGAAAAGAGGGGUAGAGCUGGAAGAGCUCAAGGAGGAGGAGGAAGAGAUGGAGCAGUGGCAGUAGGGCUGCGAAGACAGCUUUGGCUGAUCUUUCUUGAAGCUGUCCUCCGGACUUCCUUUCUUCACCUGGGACCUUUUGACUUGGACUUGGACUUGGACUUGGACUUGGCAAAGGUGAAGGUGAAGGUGUCUACACUAUGAAGUGGAUCGGUUGGAUGGGAAAGGGGUGGAUUGGAGUGGAGUACUUUACUUUCUGGAAGCUGUGUUACUUGUGGCCUUUGCCUUUUUCUUUUGAUUGAUCGACCCUGUGGUGUGUGUAUGGCCCUACUAGGCGGACAGAUGGGCAGGUGGACAGGAAGGAAGGAAGGGGUUCGUGUG